AUGACAGGAAAAGAGGGCGGCUACGGCGCCAUUGAUAGCGUUGGGAAGGGAAGAUCCGAGGAGGUGGAUCCGUAUUACGACGUCGAGGCGGACGAAGAGGUAUGCAGGAUGCCCGGCAAGACGGUGUUCGCCACCGUGUGCCUGUACCUGACGUUCGUCGCCAUGGGCUUCGGCACCGGGUGGAGCAGCAACGACAGCAUCUUCCAGGAGCUGAACAAGUUCAUCGAGCGAUACGACGACCUGCAGUUCGCCAGUGACCUGGUGUUCGCGUCGUCGUGCGCGGCGUCGAUUGUGCUCGUGCUGGCGUUCGUCGGGCUGUACUGCAACCCGUCGCGGUACGACCUGCGGUCGCUGGGAUUCUUCGAAGGGACGAUAUCGACCGUGCUCGCGGUGAGCUGCUUGGUGCAGUUCUCCUUGUUCAUGUUCUGGCAGCAGAGCAGGUACGUGGUGCUGGCGUGCGCGUUCAUGGGCGCGAUGAUAGGCAACAUCCAGGCGUUCAUCAUCUACCCAUUCUUCAACGCGUUUUAUCGCCUGGAGCUCAUCGCGUACAUGAACAUGGGGGAGACGCUCACGAGCAUGACGUGCGGGACGCUGGCUCUGGCGCAGUCGCCCACGGUGGGAGUCGAAACCUUCAGCGUGCAAACGUACUUCACCAUCCUCUUCGGCUUGACGUGCAUGGCGGCCUCGGCGUGGGGGUCGCUGGCGUGGCAGACUGGAUUCAGGCGCGACGCCGACGAGGUGGACUCGCCGCAAGACCUCUCGGAGGGAGAGGAGGAAAACGAAAACCACCCGGAGCGAAAGCCGCUCCUGCAAAAGGUGGAGCGCGGCGGUGGCGACGGGGCGGCGCUCGCGGACGGAGGGGGGAGCGGCGAGCUGGUGUGGACGGCUGGCGAGAUCAUCACGCGAGGACCGCACGGGAUGACGGCGCCCGCGGAGGAGGUGAGAGGCGCGAGGAGGCAGGGACCCAUGCAGAAGCUGCGCGGGCUGUGCACGAACGUCGCGGGGGUGUUGGGUAAGGAAGGUACGCACCUCAGGUCGCUUCUGGCCAUCGCGGGGACGAACUCGAUUCUGACGUGGACGGUGCUGCCCGCGCUUUUGCCGUUCACCGCCGCCGCCGUCUCCGGGUCGUGCAGAACCGACGACCCGAUCAGCAAGGGGUUCAUACGCAUGUGCACGUCGUUGUCUUCCAUGAUUCGCGUCACGGGGCCGCUGAUGAUACGCAGCGACGGCAGGUAUUGGGGGAAUCCGAACUUUGUCAAGUGCGUCGGGGUGUGCGGCAUCUGCCUUAACCUCGGAUUCUGCUUACCCGCGUUCUUCCCCGAUCCGGACGGGUACUGGCAGACGGUGAGGGGGAAGUUGUUCUUGAUGGUGGCGUAUUUCCUCACAACCCCGGUCGAGGCGUUCGUGCAGCUGCACGUUCUGAUCAACACCCAGAGGGAGAACGCGGGUUCGAGCAAACGAAUCAUCGACGCCGGGUUCUUCUUCACCUCGCUCUGGGUGCUCGGCGGGUUCAUCGUGUCCGAGAUGCUUCAGCAGUGGACGAUGACGGGCACCGCGGCGUGCCCGGGGAUAGACGAGCUGGCGGAUACCGAUCCACGGGACCUGCCGUUCGAUCCGAAGGAGCUGGACAAGGAUUUCGAGGCCAAGGCGAUUCAGGACGAGAGGUCAGCUUCGCUGGGAUACCUUCUUGGUUACGAGCCGUACGGAUACCAGUACCAACCCCAUCGGCAUCCUCUGAUGGGGCCCACGUGGUUCAACCUCUUUCCAGGCUGA
Molecule: messenger RNA, 1773 nt
Organism: Micromonas commoda
Lineage: Eukaryota; Viridiplantae; Chlorophyta; Mamiellophyceae; Mamiellales; Mamiellaceae
Exons: 1
Coding region: 1-1773 (590 amino acids)
Source: RefSeq, a predicted model, not a curated record